GAAGGCAUUGGAGAGGUGCCCUGCCCCUCGCGCCUUCCGCGGCGAACACGAGUGCCCCACCUUCCCAGUCCCCGUCCCUUGGCGGCGGGCUGACUUCCAUGGAUCCUUUCCCCGGCGUGCCCAAGACACCGCUUCGGUCUAGAUCGUCGACUUCCCUCUCCUUUCGUACCCGCGACGUGACUCGAAGAACAACGAGAUCGAGAACGAUACCGCACAGAAUACACGACUGUUGUGCGUCUCAGCCGAAGCAGAGGCCGGAGUUCCGUCAGCCGCCUCUACCGCUCUGAUCGUAUUCUCUCUGACUCGAUCAGCUGAUCAGCAUGGGCAUGUCUUGAACGACGACACCUUGCCAGAAAGCAUCUGCAAGACCACGCGGCGCAUGCUGGCCCACCCCCAGUGGCAAGAAUACCGCAUCUUGGAAGAAAGAAGGGGUACCAGACGAUAUGCCCCGGCCGAAGAAAGAGCCUGGGUUGGAACCAAAGAAGCGCAGCCGCACGGGAUGCUGGCCCUGCAAGGCGCGCAAAGUCAAGUGCGGUGAGGAGAAGCCGGCAUGUACAAAUUGUCUCAAGAGCGGCGAGACGUGCGAUUACAGCAUCCGCCUCAACUGGGGCGGCCGCGGGCGGAAGGGCGAUGAGGAUGCGCUGGACGACAUGAACACCAUCACCUUCGUCAGCAAUCCCGCGUCUAUCAACGCAAAGACGACAGAGCACUCCCAUGAACACAUCUUCUCUGCCCAGCAUAUCGCUCCCGCCCCCGCCCCGGCGAGGCCAUCAAGCAGCCAGCGCGCCAGUCUACCCACCCCCGAGCCCACCCCCAGCUCUGAUGGCGCCACUAUCGACCCGCUUCUCAGAGGCGCGCAGUAUCCUCCGGGACAGGAUCGUGCAACUUCUCAAUACACGUCGUUCCCGUUCCAACCGCAUCCGAACGGCGCAUGGCAACAUUCUCCACCCACCUCCGCCCCAGCUCCGAUGAAAGAGGAGUCGAGAUGGUCGCCUGAGAACCCAGCGAAGCGGAUGAAGAUGAGCAGUCCCCCCAACUCCCAUCAUACCCCCGUCUUUGCGGUGCCACAAUACCCCAAUCAAGUGGAACAAUCGCCAUCCGCUUCCCACUUGACCACCCACAGCAUCUCUAGUAUCGUGAAUACGCCCGCCACUCCAGGCUCCACCAUCAGCUCCGGCUCUCCAUUCCCGCAAUACCAAGCACCCAUCACGGUGCAAGACCCGCCCGACCUGCGACGACUCUCCGUCAAAUCUCUUCUCUCCGAUCCGUCGGACGAUGCAGAUCGGCCUCAAUAUCCCCGCGUCAAUAGCCAUGGAGGUUGGCGGACGUACGGUUACGACCACGGAUUCCCGGAUCUUGAUCUGCCCAAUAACGACGAUACGAACGUCAUCCAACCUAGGUCGCCGGACCUUCGUCGCGCAAGUGUAGCGGCGAUCGAGGAUGAUAGCUCCAGCAAUGACUCCGAUCCUAAGCUAAUCGCGUUCGAGCCCGGUGGAUACUACGCACAACCCGUACCCAUCAAACUACCCCGAUCUCUCGAGCCGCUCCCUCCGGAACUCACCCACAAUCAGAUGAACCUCCUCUACUUCCACCACUUUAUCAAUCACACUGCGCGAAUCCUGGUCCCGCAUGAUUGCCCGGAAAACCCGCUGCGCGGUGUGCUUCCGAUAAUGGCUGUGCGUAAUCCGCACCUCCUUCACCUCGUACUCGCUUACUCCGCCUCUCAUCGAGCGCGCUUACUCCUGCAUCCCGAGCCGCGUACCCGAAUUGCAGGAUGGAUCGCCGACGUUGUGCCUGCGUUACGACAAGCCGUGGCCGAGCCCUCGUCGCCUGGAAUCGCGGAACCAACAGACCCGUCAUCCCUCGCGCCUCUCGCAACAGCCAUCAUGUUUGCCUCCCUGAACAUCAUCAGCCCCGACAUCUUCGACAUUGCCAUCCCCUGGCAACGCCACCUCCACACCGCCCGCGAGAUGAUUAUCGCCAAAGGAGGGCUGGAUCAUCUCGCUCAAAAGGCCGACGGCGCACGCGACAAGGCCAUCUUCUUCCUCUCGCGUUGGUUCGCAUAUCUCGAUGUCCUCGGUAGCUUGAGCGGCGGCCAGCAAGAGGAACCGCUUUAUGGGGCCUAUCUGGAGGAUGGUGGGGGAUGUUGGCUUGUGAAUCGCGACCCGACGGAAGAAAUCUACCAGAUCGACUGCUUCUUUGGCUUCUCCGGUCGCUGCAUUUCGCUCCUCGCCCAAGUGGCCGAACUAGCGGCACAGUGCGACAAAGAGCGCAUCGAUCCGAUGAAUAAGGAAGUGCGGCCCGAUUGGACGCCGUCGCAGCAGGUGCGGGAGGAAGCCGACGCGCUGCGGACGAGGAUACUGGAGAGCGCGACUGGCAAGUACCAUGGCUGCUCGCAUGCGAAUCGUGAUUCCAGUGAGGCGGAGGAGACGGCGGGCGGGAAAUAUGACUUGGAAGAGAUUUACGCGACCAACGAACUCUUCCACUGGGCGGCGUUGAUUCAGCUGGCUCGCAGGGUGUUGGGACUGCCCGCGAGUGAUCCCGAAGUGCAGGAGAAUGUGAAGCGAUCGGUCAACUCGUUGAUCAAGGUUCGCAGGGGUAGCUCGGCGGAGAGCAAUCUGCUGUUCCCCAUGUUCAGCGCGGGAUGUGAGGCGUUGACGGUGGAGGAGAGGGAGGUCUUCAGCUCUAGAUUGGCAGAGGUGGAGGGCUGGGGAUUGGAUCAUGUGGGGAGGGCCAGGAGAUUGAUGGAGUUGGUGUGGGAGACGGGCAGAGGAUGGGAGACGAUUGUGGAUGGCGAGUUCUUGGGGUGAAAGUCAUCGGAGGCAUCUAGAAGCGAAGGACUGCCAGCCUUGCUGCGUGGCGCCUUCCUCAUUAGCGGCAAUUCCUCGGCGUGUGGGGGGCAAUGGCUAUCGACGGCACAUCAGUUACUGUAGCUACAUACCUACACCUUAGCUCAAGCAGCUGUCGUGGUC
This is a messenger RNA of Neohortaea acidophila, 2972 nucleotides long. Its product is annotated as fungal-specific transcription factor domain-containing protein. The transcript has a single exon. Bases 444 to 2810 code for a protein of 788 amino acids. Gene Ontology annotation, cellular component: nucleus. Gene Ontology annotation, molecular function: DNA-binding transcription factor activity, RNA polymerase II-specific; zinc ion binding; transcription cis-regulatory region binding. Gene Ontology annotation, biological process: positive regulation of transcription by RNA polymerase II. The record is from RefSeq and is a predicted model, not a curated record. Lineage: Eukaryota; Fungi; Ascomycota; Dothideomycetes; Mycosphaerellales; Teratosphaeriaceae.